UGGAGACGCUUCUGAAUUUCGGCUCUCGCUCGCACCCAGCGAACAGGAUAUUAGAGGACAGUCACCUAUCCGCAUAUUCUCACACCGAAACAUCAUGGGGGGUGCGGCAGAUCUCCCCCAGAGAUCCUCAUCCCCUCUGAAGAGACCGGCAUCGGACUUGGAGACCGACAUACCUUCUAGCCAGAAAGAUGAUGUUGACAUGAUUCCCGUUCCCAGCUCCGAACCCACUAGGCAAACAGAAGAUUCCGCAGAACAACCUGAACCUCGAGCAGCCUCUGUUGAUAUGACUCAGGACGAAGGAAAUGAUGACGAAGUUGCUAAAUCUGAAAUGAUUGAAGCAAACGAGAAUGCGGCCCCGGCGAAGUCUGCAGAAACAGAAAUUCCUCCCAUCGAUGUACAAAUCAAAACCGUUACGACUAUCUACGAGGCCGCUGGCGAACGUCAACCUAAUGAAGGAGACGAGGUCUACCUGGUUUCACGGCGAUGGCUUGGAAGGGUAAUCAGUCGAGGCUCAGACUCCCGAAAGAAUAGCAAGGUCGAACCUGAUGGCGAGAUUGGACCAGUCGACAACUCGGAUAUCGUGCAACAAAUCAUUACGGAUGCCGAGGAGAAACAAUUUGUGCAACUGAAGCCUGGCAUGGCGGACAACUUCGUGCUUUUCCCUCAAGAAGCCUGGGAUCUGGUCAUGGAAUGGUAUGGCAUCAUGCCUGGCACGCUGCCCAUUGUUCGAGUCGCACAUAAUACGAAUCCCGACAAGAAUGGUAUUCCCAAUGUCCAAUACGAGUUCAAUCCGCCAGUCUUCAAGAUACACCGGCUCUACUCGGACAAUGGCAUCAUCAUGGUCUCGCAAGUUAUGAAGGCUACAAAUCCUGCUGCUCCACUAUUCGUAUUCAGCCAAUCCACGAAGUAUGUCGACUUUUUAAGCAAGAUCAAGCGGAAAGCAGGUAUCGUCCCGCUGAACAGAAAGGUCCGGAUCUGGCGUGUACCAAGAUUACAGCCUGCUGCAGAACCACUUGCAACUCCUGCAAAUGCCGCAACACCCCCUGCUUCGAGACCCAGCUCUCCCAACCCAGGAGACUUGAUUGGCCCUGUACAACGUGCUCCUCAAGACUCGUGGACCCAAAUGCUCUUAGACGUACCCUCUUUCACCCAACUUAAAAGAAACACUGAGAGAGAGCUGGUUGAUUUUAAAGAUCACAGUGCCAACUCGAGUUAUAACGGCAAUAUGGAUCUAUCCAUGGCCGGAUUAGGGGAGGAUCAGACUAUUGUCAUCGACGAACUUGUCCAGGGUGAGAACAACUUCAUCUCAAAUUUCAUAGCCAAAGGAAGCAAGACCACUGCAGCAAGUUCAAGUCGAAAUCUCGCCACACCCAGCCAGACAAAUAGCGGUCGCACUAGUCCUGCUCCAACUGGGCCAAUGACUCGCGGCCGAACCCAAAAAGCUGGCAAGCCGCAAGGUGCUGUCGGUCUUGGUAAUAUGGGAAAUACGUGUUACAUGAACUCUGCUUUACAAUGCCUUCGAAGUGUUGAAGAGCUCACCAAGUACUUUCUGGUUGGCGCCGCGGAGAAAGAGAUAAAUGAAGACAACCCUCUCGGUAAUCAUGGAGACGUCGCAAGAGCUUACGGGCAUCUGCUACAUGAAAUAUACAGAGAAAAUCCGCCUAGUACCGUUACACCGAGGAGUUUUAAGAACACCGUCGGGAAGUACGCUCCUUCGUUCUCUGGUUAUGGUCAACAAGAUUCACAGGAGUUUCUGGGAUUUCUUUUGGAUGGACUCCAGGAAGAUCUGAGCAGAGUGAAGAAGAAGCCAUAUAUUGAAAAGCCCGACUCCACAGAUGAAAUGGUCAAUGACCCUCAGGCGAUCCGUGAGAUGGCAGCCAAAGUAUGGGAUAUCACGAAGCAACGAGACGACUCUGUAGUAGCAGAUCUCUUUACUGGCAUGUACAAAUCAACACUGGUUUGUCCUGUCUGUUCAAAAGUCAGCAUUACAUUUGAUCCAUUCAACAACUUGACGCUACAAUUGCCAAUCGAGAAUUCUUGGAGCCACCAAGUCUUUUAUUUUCCCCUGAAUGACAGACCUGUCCGUUUGUCAGUUGAUAUUGACAAGAAUGCUUCCAUUGCUGCUAUGAAAGAGUUUAUCUCUUCACGAGUUAACGUUCCCACGGAAAGACUCUUCUCUGCCGAACAAUUCAAGUCGAAGUUCUACAAGAUUCACGACGACACGAAAGUGGCUUCGGAGGAGAUCAGUACUAACGAUGAGAUUAUGAUAUACGAGCUUGAGGCGAAGCCAACAAAUUGGCCCGCUCCCAAGAAGCCUAAGAAGCCUAAGAAGUCAUUCUCGCUCUCUUAUAACAACACCGAUUCUGCGGAAGAGGAUGACGUACCUGGAUGGGAAGAUCCAAUGGCUGAGAUGAUGCUUGUCCCUGUAUUCCACCGCCGCCCAAACAACGCAGAACGCAACACACGUGGAUACUCACGAAAGCCAUGGGCCAUUGAACCUGUCCCACAUUUCAUCAUGCUGAGUCGAGAUGAGGCUAAGAGCGAGGAAAUGAUCAAGCGGAAGAUCUUGGAGAAGAUCGCAACAUUUUCCACGCAUCCAGAUUUUGAAGAAGAAUACGAUGCAGACAGAAGUGUUGCCGAUAGUGCCGACGCAGAUAUAGUCCUCACGACAGGCUCUGAUGCUGACUCCUCAGGAGGUAGCAAAGUCGUCGCAAAUUCUAUCGAUGGAGAAGAUGAAUUGGUUGAUGUGGUCAUGAAAGACUCGUCCCCUAAGACUGCCACAGCACGUUUCAAUACUCGUCGGCCAAAAUUCGUUGCACCAAACUCAUUCUUGACCCCAUCUCUCCAAAACAUGUUUGAUGUUGGUUUCUUCUCGGGCGCCAAGGAAAUGAUUCCUACGGGUUGGAACGUCGUCGAUGAAGAUAAGACCUUCCCGAACAUCAACACCAGAGCUCCACAACAGCCCAUCUCCAAUGAUCAUGAAACAGGCUCUGAAAACCUGUCUACCAAUAGUCGAACUCAGUCGGAAUCCAGCGAGGAGGAUGCUUACUCUGCCAAUGGUGUCAUUUCGACAACCCGAAUGGCUGAAGAAGAAUCGAGUGAUGAAGAUGCUGUACCGCCAGCUGUAAAAGUUCUUCCCGUGCGACCGGCCGGACCAAAAUCUGGGGUUAGAGUAGGUUACAACAAACGUCGCGCGAAAGGAAUCAAAACUUACUCGAAAAAGGGUAUGCAGUCAGCACGAAAACUCCGAGACUCAAGCUCCACUGCAUCAGAAACUUCUGAUCAAGGUCCUUUGGUCCGUCUCGGCGAAGGCCUGGUUGUCGACUGGAAGUCAGAUGCUUGGGCUGCUAUGUACGGCAAAGAUGGCCCUGAUGACAACAUGCGAGGCGACAAUACUUGGGUCAAUAUGCCAGAUUUCGAGGAUCCCGAGCUUGCCGCCAAGCGAGCAGCCCGUCAACUUCGCCGAAAGAACGGCAUUACACUCGACGAUUGUCUCGAUGAAUUUGGUAAAGAAGAGAUUCUCUCUGAGGCGGACACGUGGUAUUGCCCCCGUUGCAAGGAACACCAACGGGCAAGCAAGAAGUUUGAGCUCUGGAAGACGCCCGACAUCCUUGUCAUGCAUCUGAAGCGAUUCAGCAAUAAUAAUUACCGCCGUGACAAGCUCGAUGUCUUUGUUGAUUUUCCAAUUGAGGGUCUCGACCUGAGUUCGAGGGUCAUUGAAACCGAAGAAGGCAAGCAGGAGGUUUACGAUCUUUUUGCUGUCGACGAUCACUGGGGUGGCCUGGGAGGUGGACAUUACACGGCAUUUGCGAAGAACUUCUACGAUAAUGAGUGGUGGGAAUAUAAUGACACUUCCGCCGUGAAGCAAAGAGAUUCAAGUCGGGUUGUUACCUCAAGUGCAUACCUUCUCUUCUAUAGGCGCAGAUCAGACGUCCCACUAGGCGGACCUCGCUUUCAGCAAAUUACACGAGACUUUGAAAAUCCUGGUGAGCGCUCAGAAGACGAUGCGUCAGAAUCGGGGGAAGGCCAGGGCCUCGUCGGAAACUCUUCCCUUCGUGGAUCGCCGAGCGCUUUGACAGGAGUAGGAGCAGCUCGCCAUCAGCCAAAUCGUGGUUCACCGGAUGGCGAGGGGACGAUGACAAUAAAUCCCUCGGCCCUUGAGAAGCUGCCUGCCUAUGAAACCCACGAAGAAUUGCUAGAAUAUGAGGAUGACGACGCAGACUUGAAACCUCUACUCUACGGCGAUCAUGCUCCUCCACCCUCCACUCUACGUCCCAGCAUCGAAGACGAAGGCAUCGACAUGAGUAUGGGAUAUAAUGAUCUCAAUUUCUCCAACAAACAAGGCAUCCUGACACAACAAGGUGACUGGACCUUUGCCAGUCUCAAUGAUAUUGGAUCAAAUUCGCGCGGCGAGCACAUGGUUUCUGGAACUGGUUCUGACAUUGCAAGUGACGAUGUUCAGCACGACUCGUCUGCCAGUGAAACCUCGCUGCGAGAACGCUACGCAGAGUUUGGCAACACAAUCGCUGAAGACGACGGUGCUCCGUUUGUUGACCAGAGUCCUGUACCUGACCUGGAUGAAAUGGGCCAAGCUAGUGCCAUUGCUUUACAAGCAGAUCUGUUGGACAAUAUGAAUCGAGGCGUGUACCCAGGACAAGAAUUUGAAGUCACUGCCGAGGAUGAACGUUUUGAAGUCGAGGAGCCGGCCGUUGAGAUUCACGUCAAAGACAAUGAAGAUUUGAAGAUGGAUUAAGAGGUCUGCAUUUCUGGUGGCGUUGGUGGUUGGGGUGUUGUGUGAUAGACUUGGAACUGAACAUAUGACUUGCAUGGCGGCGCCUCGAUGCUGCUGACUUUUGCUUCUCCGAGCAGUUUUGA
This is a messenger RNA of Mollisia scopiformis, 4875 nucleotides long. RefSeq names its product UCH-domain-containing protein. The transcript is spliced from 5 exons. Gene Ontology annotation, biological process: protein deubiquitination. Lineage: Eukaryota; Fungi; Ascomycota; Leotiomycetes; Helotiales; Mollisiaceae. Gene Ontology annotation, molecular function: cysteine-type deubiquitinase activity. The record is from RefSeq and is a predicted model, not a curated record. Bases 95 to 4753 code for a protein of 1552 amino acids.